AUUCUGAUUAUUAUCCUUAGGGCAAAGUUGCCCUAAAACUCGAUUUUGUGUUGCUUCCUUGAUGAUCUGGCCUGAACUCUUUCUCUGUCUCGACAUAUCUCAGAGAUGCUACGACACAAGGGACAUCGAGGUCAUAGAGCAUGUUGGUCGGAUUCCGAUGGUCCCCAAUCCAAAUUUGUCAAGUAUGAUUCUGAAAGUGUGGAGGAUUUUACCAAAGACGGACGGAAUUACUUUGAAUCGGUGUUCAGAGUCCGCAGAUCUGUUGUAUUCCUUGCCGCUACUACUGAGGGAAGGCAUAUGUUUUGCUCAGGAACAAUGGUUGAUCAUGUGGGCAAUGAAACGUGGAUACUUACCUCUGCUACUUUGGUUAGAAAACCAGGCACUCAGUUUGAGGCCUACAAACAAGGCGCCAUUAAGAUCGAAGUGGUUCUGCACAAUGAACAAACUGUUGAAGGGUCCCUAGCAAUGUGUAAUUUGCAUUAUAAUGUUGCCAUUGUGACUAUUAAGUCUUCGGAGUCUCGGAUAUAUCUUCCUGUGGUGGAACUCAGUGACCUCCCAGAACGUUAUUCCUUGCAGCCUAGGCCUGUAGUUGCUCUAGGUCGGGACAUCGACUCAAAAGCUUUUCUGAUGAGGCAUGGCUAUCUGGUCCGUAAAAAGAGCGAGUUAGACUGCAAUGAGCUCUUGGUCUGUACGUGUGAUGUCAGUCAGCAUUCCUGGUACUUCAUUUCAAACAUGGAAAACAAAGUUAAAUAUGAGCAUGUCAUAUUAGUUAUAGUGUGA
Messenger RNA from Phragmites australis (common reed), 780 nucleotides. RefSeq lists its product as uncharacterized. The record is from RefSeq and is a predicted model, not a curated record. The transcript has 5 exons. Bases 106 to 780 code for a protein of 224 amino acids. Lineage: Eukaryota; Viridiplantae; Streptophyta; Magnoliopsida; Poales; Poaceae.